UUAAACAAUGGACCAAUGAAAUCAAGGGUAAUAUAUUUCGUCGCACUUUUUCAGGCAUGUGUUAUGAUGCAACAAGAAAUCGCCUCAUCACGUUGAACAUACACUGAAUUGAUUCACAGUUUCCUAUGAUUUUUCUACAUCUUUGUAACUUAAACAGAGGAAAAAGUAAUGGAACAAUUAUCAUAGGUGAUACAACCUUAUUUGAGGCAACAUCGGACUUAAAUGUAAAUAUGGCUGCCAAGUAUGUCACUCAGAUAAUAGUUCUUGGUGCUCAAGUUGUGGGACGAGCCUUCACAAGGGCCCUACGCCAGGAAAUUCAAGCGAGUCAGCAUGCAGCCAAGAGUGCCGGAGGGGGCAAGCAAGGGGCACAGUCGGCCGCCAAGGACAGUCUGACUGGCAUCACGCUACAGGAAGCUAAACAGGUCCUGAAUGUCACUAAACUAGACCUGGAGCACAUCACCAAGAACUUUGACCAUCUCUUCAAGGUCAACGAUAAGAGCAAAGGGGGAUCCUUCUACCUCCAGUCCAAGGUUAUCCGAGCCAAGGAGAGACUUGACCAGGAAUUCGAAGCGAGUGUAAGAAAGGACAUAGGCGAUGGCAGUACGCAGCAAAACACAAAAGAUGCCCCGCCAACAUGAUGACAACUUUGUACAGACUUUUAAAUUGUAAAUACUAGGAUUUUUUUGGGGGGGGGAGGGGUGAAGGGGUGAAAAUCCUUAGACAUACUCACCUUUGGAAUAUCCUGAAAGUGUUUCAUCUGGAAAGUUCUGCAGUGGAAGUAUUCUUGUGUUUUAUCGCACCAUUACACCAGUGCUAUAGAAUUAUCUCUAGGAAUGCAAGAAACCUGCAUCUGCAAAACUGCAAAAUUCCAUAAUUUAUGAUAGAUGACAACACAAAUUUCUUUAAAUAGUCUUUCUAGUUUCAUUGCGUUCAUCCGAAAAAAAAAUAGAAAAGAAAAAAAGAUCAGGAUUUUGAAACUGUAAAGUGUAAUUUCACUUUUUUACUGAAUACACAUGUACAAUGUUGAACGGAUUGUUGUGAAAUUCUAGAUCUGAAAGUUGUUUUCAUGGGUGAUAAAAAACUUAGGCAUCUGUUGUUUAGUCGGAUGUCCAUUUGUGGCAUUAAACUCCUAUGGAAAACAUUGAUAGCUCUUUUAGACAUUGCCAACUGGUAUUCAUUUUUCAUUGGGUAACAAAGACCUAGCAGUUUUUACAUUUGUUGAUAACACCUGGAUUUUGGUUUUUGUGAAUAAUGUGGAAUGUUUAGGAGGUUACACAGCUGGAUGUGUGUGAAUAAAAAGAAAUGGUUUAAAUUAUUGGCAUUGAA
This is a messenger RNA of Patiria miniata (bat star), 1326 nucleotides long. Its product is annotated as mitochondrial import inner membrane translocase subunit tim16-B-like. The record is from RefSeq and is a predicted model, not a curated record. Gene Ontology annotation, biological process: protein import into mitochondrial matrix. Lineage: Eukaryota; Metazoa; Echinodermata; Asteroidea; Valvatida; Asterinidae. The transcript is spliced from 4 exons. Bases 126 to 638 code for a protein of 170 amino acids. Gene Ontology annotation, cellular component: TIM23 mitochondrial import inner membrane translocase complex.